Molecule: messenger RNA, 7913 nt
Organism: Folsomia candida
Lineage: Eukaryota; Metazoa; Arthropoda; Collembola; Entomobryomorpha; Isotomidae
Product: inactive dipeptidyl peptidase 10
Exons: 26
Coding region: 3324-6092 (922 amino acids)
Biological process (GO): proteolysis
Molecular function (GO): serine-type peptidase activity; dipeptidyl-peptidase activity
Source: RefSeq, a predicted model, not a curated record
GUUUAUCCGCUGCCGAGCCAGUCCAACGUCUCUUUUCUCCAUCCAACGCCGUGUGAAGAACGGCGACUCGGUUGUGUGCAGUGAAAGCAGUAUCAAAUUACCGAGUCUGACUGAGCUUAAACCAUCACAUUCGUGUUCCACCGUGCUCCCUGUUCCUUUUAAUAUGACAAACAUUGCAUUGCUCGCCCUCCGAAAGUGACAACGUGCUGCAUAAUGUGUAACAUACAAAACGUCAUGUAAAAUCCCACCCCAAUGCCCAUUUAAAUAAGUAAAUACCUUGCCUACUCCAAUUUGUGAAUGUAUGCACGUACCACAACCGUCUCGCCAAUAACCAUCAGAAACAUUCGUACCCAUUUAAAUUUCUGAAACGAGGAGACUCGCAGUUGUUACAUGUCGUGGGAUCAGGAUACCUCACGUCACCCUCCUCCUUCCCCCACACAGCCAUUAACGUCGACAUCCUCUGUUGUUAUUUCUACCAACUCGGAGACCCAGAAUGACAAAAUCGUUGCUACAUGAAAAGCAUGCGGAUGAAGUUAUCUUUUUCAAUCUUUUCGAAUUUUUGGACUGAGCCCUUCCUCGCAAAGUUUUGCCAUUACGCGAAGCUAUUACUCCGUUCUGCUCAGUGAGUGGGGUUGUGAUUUUCUGAAUCUAAACAUCUCUCGUUUUUGCUUGGAGAAUAUACCACAACUUGGAAUUCAACUUUCCACUUUCUUAAUGGCAUUCACAACGUUGCUGCAACGUCUACUUGUCAUAAUCCACCACAACCCUUUAUCGUCAACAUCAUCAUCAUCAUCUUCUUCCUCAUAACAUAACUGCUGUCAGUUGUGAGCAUUUGAACUCGGAUCAAGAUGAAGAUGGAUGUACCUUAAUUCAGAUUCAAUUGAAAGUCAAUUCUCCCAGAAUGAUGAACACGAAGGUCGGAGAAGAGUCGUCUCAUCACAAAUAGAGAAAGCAGCUCAACUUGUUCAACUCGGUUGCUGGCAGCAGCACUUGUCUGAGCAGUCGAGGCGAGUCAAAUAGUGUUGGUGGGUGAGUGAGUACUGUUGCCAUUCGUAUUUAUACGGCUUCCUUGCUCCGGCUGAAACUUUCUCAGUGAAUGCGUUUCCAUCCGACCGCUUCUCCUUCUUCUUCUUAAAUUACGUCGCUACAAAUUCCACAUCACCAAGAAAGAUUCAAUACGUGCAGAUAAACACCAUGCACACGAAGAAAACAAAGCUUAUCGUCACGAACUGUUAUGCAUAUGUAUGCGAUUAUUCAAUGGGAUGAUUUCUCCGCUAAUACUUCAAUCAUUGCUCCCAAGGUCUGAGUGAUCUCGUGCAUUUUUAACGCAUCAUUCCUCAAACUCGCUGCAUUCUGGAUCAUUAUCUCCUCUUCAUUUCGGCAACUGAAGUGAAAGCAGGCAGGCAAAGGAAAAGUUGGUUGCCAAAGAAAUUAAACUUGCCGACUCUUUCGUCGUCCACGCAGAGAACGAGAAAAUAGUAGUCGUCGCCCAGUAUUCGAAGGAACUGAGCAACCAUCAACCUCAUCCUACAUCACCGACAGGAAGGAAGGAAGGAAAGGAGGCUGCCGAUGUUGACUCAAUGAAACUGCCUGUCACGUCGGCGAGCAAAACCUUGGCUUGGGGUUGGCUACAGACUUUCUCCUCCUCAAGGUUAGAUUAGAACUUGAAGAUGAAAAAGUGAGAACAAGGUGCUCACUCUGGAACUCACUCUGGGCGACCCUACACAAAAUAAUGACCAAAUAUAUUAACUUUUGAUUCCGAUUCUGGUCGUUUUUUCAAUGACCAGCAAUUGAGAACGUGGAGGGUGACUCACGUUUUGCAUGUGCACAUGUACUCGGAGUUGUCGGAUGCAACCUCAUCAAGAUCGUCUUGGCCUUGGUCGUUGGAGGCAGUGCGUCGGUGGGGCUGCAGUUCUAAAUAAAUCUUUCAUUCUCCCGUCACAAUUUCCCUACGAGAUAUUUUUCUCGUGGACUUUCUCUCUCGUGCUCUUUUUCUGCAAGUGACGGAGUGUACUUCACUAUCCUGAUUUUCUGAGUGGAAUGUCAGCUCUUGUUUGUCUUAUUCAUGCGGAAGUGCUGUAGAAUGGAGACGAGCACUGCGAAAGAGAAAUUCCUCGUUAUCUCAAAAUUUAGAAUGUUGCUGCCCUAAAGUGCCCUCUUUGCUUCCAAAGAGCUUCAAUCACCCAGACCCGAACUAACCACAUCCAUCACAUUAAACUAACCGAAAAGUACUGCCGCUAUUUGAAAUAACAUUACGCCGUGCCUCCCCGUUAACUGAGUGGUCCUUCACUUGUCCCGUUAAAUAACCCACGACUUUUAAUCGUUUGAAUAAACUUGGCAGCCAGCUAAUUGAAUCACUUUACAUAUUUGUUGAUGGAAUUUACUUACUUUGCGAAUAAAAACCUCUCAGUUGACGUAGCAGUGAGAAUAAAAAGUAGGAAAUAUCUCAUCAAAAACGUAUAAUCCUCUGUGCUACCGGGUGGAUUCAGCGAAUGAAUGUAAUUGGAGCCGACAAGUGGAAGAUGAGAUCGGAAUCAACAUGACCAGACUAAACAUUAAUGUGACAUUUAUAGUUUUACAAAUGAUGAACCUGCAGAAUCGCUGAAAAAUCUAACGUUUUACUGAUAUCCGUUUGCAAACUAUAUAAAAUAUUCUAGUACGAAGGAACAGAGGAAUAUGGUUUACCCCAAUAAACGGGGAACUAAAAAUAUGGGAAGUUGUGACUUUUUAGAACAAAAACUGAACUUAAGAACCCUUAGCGUAUGCACGUAUAUCUUGCCAUUCGAUGGAUGUAUGAACGUGCGAGACAAAAAUCCAACCCAUUUAGAUUGCAGUUCGUCCUAAAGUGGUUCCAUUUGCUGAUUAUAUUCAUAAAUCCUCGAUAGAUUUUUUGUAUUAUAAGUAUAUUCUUUCACUAACAAGUUGUAUUUAUAUACAUUUAGCCCAAUAUUUAUUGGUGGCAAGGUGCUGUGUCAUAUUUUUCGUUCAACAGAUCAAAUAGAUAUAUAUGCAUGCAGAAAUGAUGCUGAGUUUGUGCCCCAAUUGUUGAACAAGGAGAAAGGUGCUUCAUUAUGAUAAAAACAUGUAACUUAUAAAAUGCAGAACCUCGGUAACAACAGAUGUUUGAUGGUACAACUACUACUGAAAAAGUAACAAUGGAAAAGUUCUGGGCACGAUACACUUUACACAAAACCCGACAUGUCACAUAUCACGACUAUUUAAACAACAUUACACAUUGUCAGUUUGCCCGCAUAUGUUUUGUCGAAAUGCCACUUUAACCCAGCGCCCUGAACGUAGCAGCUCGGGAACGAAAUUGAAACAAAAUGGCAAUGUACGAUGCUGGAGGUGGUUAUCGCCUUAGAUCCAUGAGAUCGGGGAACGCUGUUCCCGAAGGAGAAAUGGACGCUCUACUACUUGGCAAAACCAGGGAAUUGGUGGCUGCCACACCCAGUCAAAGAAAUUGGAAAGGAAUCGCAAUUGCCCUUUUGGUCAUCUGUGCUGUUCUUGGACUCAUAAUUUUUUCCAUUUACCUCCUCCUCCCACCAGAUGAAGGGCCUCGUGUCAAAGGAAGAAAAGUCACCGUGGAGGAUGUCACGUCGUCCCAUUUUGUCGUGGAGCCGUGGAACGGUACUUGGAUAUCAGAGACAGAGCUGUUGGUGAGAGACUAUUUGGGCGGACUCUCGCUGCUCAAUGUGGAAACCCUGAAUCUACGCCCUUUCAUUGCCAAUACCACUUUUCGGCGACUUGAUGCCCGAAAAUUCUUCGUUUCUCCGGAUAGAAAAUUCAUACUAUUUGCCCACGAGGAUCAGCCCAUUUGGCAAAAUUCAUUCCGCGCUAAAUAUACAGUUUAUGAUAUUGACAAUGAAUUCCAAAUCGUUGUGACUCCAUUCGCGGAAGUGAGUCCUGACCAAGAUCAGCCAUGGAUUCAAUAUUGUACUUGGGUUCCGGGAACAACCUCAUUAAUAUUUGUCCAUGAGAAUGACAUUUAUUAUAAACCGGACCCCCGAAGCUCACGCACGUCCCGGAUAACGACAACAGGCCAAGAGGGAGUUAUAUACCACGGGAUCCCAGAUUGGUUAUAUGAAGCUGAGAUUCUCAAAUCCAAUGCGGCCAUAUGGAUGUCCGGCGGCCAGUAUUUCAUCUACGCCUCGUUUAAUGAUUCUAAAGUUGGAGUUCAGUCAUACCACUGGUAUGGAGACAAUCUCUCCUAUCCCAAACUCAGAACUCUUCGCUAUCCCAAGGCUGGGACGACAAAUCCAAGCGUAACUUUAUCGGCCGUAAACUUACGGUCCAAUAUACUAAAUUCCAUUCCAUUAAAGCCGCCCGACCAGGUUGAUAUCAGGGAUCACUAUUUCAGCGCAGUUAAGUGGAUCACAAAGGAGCUCGUAGUCGUAGUUUGGAUGAAUCGGCGACAAAAUGUUUCUAUUAUUUCAACUUGUCAAAGCCCACGAUUCCAGUGUCAAGAGAUUUACACAGUGAAAAACCCUGGGACCGGAUGGCUGGACUUUAUCGACCCACCUUUGUUUUCUCAAGACAGUAAAACCUGCCUUUUACGCAUUCCCUGGCGUGAUGGGGAAGCAGGGUAUUUUCGCCAUGUCGUUUGGCUAGAUAUUAGCAGCCGAAAAGAAAUCCCAAUCACUCGGGGGCCAUUUGAAGUCACAGAGAUUGUUGCUUGGGACCAAGCCAGCCAAUACAUAUAUUUUAUAGCCGCUCCACAAGGCGCCCCUGGCCAGCGCCACUUGUACAGAGCAUCAGAAAAAUCUUCGAAUUCCACAGUGAUAUCCGCUCCCUUGUGCAUGAGCUGCAUUGCGAACUCUUCCGUGUCCAAAGUUGUCAAAAAAUACCAAACAGGGCCACAGUUCUUGAGAGACGAGUUGGUGGAACUGGUCACGUCGAAUGGGUCGCAAGAGACCAGUCGUUCACCCUCCCCUCCUCCCUCGGGGGCAGAAGAGGGCUCGAUGCAAACCAUGCUGGUGACCGUGAAUGUGACGAGUGCAUCUCCCAAUGCUUCCAGCGUAACGAUUUCCAAACGAAUGCUAUUGAGACUUUCUCCGUGUUUGUACAACAAAGUGACGUUUAGUUCAGAUAAUAGAUUUUUUGUGCGAGAGUGUCUGGGUCCUGGUGUUCCCUUCGUGACUUUACAUACAGCCCCGUUGGGCCGUUUAUUGUACGUUCUUGACAACAAUACGGCGUUAAAGCAAGAAGUGGCAGAUUUAGGACUUCCGGUCAUACGAACUUUCUCUGUGGAAGUUAGCGAUGGCUAUAAAGCUCCAGUCAAACUUUAUCUACCACCAGGUCUUCGAGAAGAAGAAGAGUUCAAAUUUCCUUUAGUGCUUCAUGUGAAUGGAGAACCCGGAUCUCAACUAGUCUCUGAGAAGUGGAGCCUAUCAUGGAAUGCCUUCCUGGUCAGCCAAAAGAAUUAUAUUCUCGUUGAGAUUGAUGGGCGUGGAACUGGAUUCCAAGGAGAAAGCAAUCGUCACGCAGUUUACAGAAAGUUGGGAACUUUGGAAGUCACUGAUCAAAUCGAGGCAGUCAUGGAUCUUGUGAAGAGACUUCCAUUUAUUGACAAGGACAACAUGGCCGUGUGGGGGUGGGGAUAUGGAGGAUACGUGACCACUGCCAUUCUAGCAUUGGACGGGAAGGACAAGGACAAACAACUUUUCAGGUGUGGAAUUGCCGUUGCUCCAAUCACAAAAUGGGAAUUCCACGCCUCCACAUUCACGGAACGAUACAUGGGGCUCCCAAACUUUACGGACAAUUAUCGAGGCUAUGAAGAUGCCGACUUGACACGAUAUGUCAAAGAACUCCAAGACAAAAAUUUGUUUAUCAUUCAUGGAACUGCUGACAUUCGAAAUCACUACCAACACACGCUUCAUCUCACAAAAGCUCUCGUAACGCAUGGAACCUCGUUCAUGGAGCAGAUUUACCCAGAUGAGGGGCACCUAUUUAAAGGCGUGCUUUCCCACUUGUACAUGACACUAGAAAACUUUUUGGACAGCAAUUUCGACUCUAUGGAUUGGGAAGACUAUGAAAAAGCAAACUUUCUUGGGAUUCAGAUUGAUGAGAUGGCUAUUUUACUGCAAAGUUCAUGACCUGCCCCUCGAGUGGCUGCGGUGACAAAUUAACCUUCUAACUAUUCAAAAGCGACUGGCAGUAGUGUGUAAAGAGUGAUCGUGUGAUGUACCUACAACGUAUUGUUGGAUAAUUUUAUUGAAAUUUUGAAAAUUGUGUUUGUUGAACUGUAUCGUCAUUUAUGCAUCCUUUUCCCAAGUACAAAAGCACGUAAUAUGUACAAAGGUACUUAGGAAGCCAUAGCAAGCAGUCAACUUUCACCAGUUUCACAGCGAUGAUGAAGACCGAGUUAUUAUCAACCUACAUUUUCGUACGAUGGUCGAUUUUGAGUGUACUAAUUUAUCAACCUGAAUCUGGACGUCUAUUUGGACACCACUUUCAUUAAAGCGUGUAGCACUAUCAAAUGUAUAUGAAUUUGAGUGAAGUUGUACUAGUUAUGUAGUUCUAAAUUAGUGUGUGUUCUAGUUUGACAAUUUUUACAUACUCACUUCUUAAUAAUCUUGGAUAUUGUCGUUUUUUAUCAAUCUUAAAUUAAUUCAUUCCUUCCGUUGAUAUUUUGCAACUAAAUAAGCGCUUCCCAAUGAUAUCUGUUUGGCAUGAUUUUUAAGGAGCACUUACUGCUAACUGCACUGAUUAUUUAUUUAUGUGAGACUAUUUUUGUGACACCACAUUUUUUGUUGUUUUUAUUCUAGAAGCAAAAAGAGAUUAUUUUCUUGAAGCAGAAGUUGGAAAUUUCAUCUGUUGAACUAUGUCCAUGUGUCACAGCUACAUGUCCUUCGUUCAUUGUUUGCAAACUGUGAGCCGAGUUUUUAAGCUGCUAAAUACAAUUUGCUGCUAGCUUUAUUCAUUCCACGUACAGAAGCUUAUAUGUUUCAUGUCAUGUCCAUCUAUCUAAUUGUAAAUUUUGUAAAUGUUUUUAUUAAUUGAAAAUGUGUAAUUCUAAGCUGCACAGUACAUGUAUUAUAUGAAUUAUAUUACUACAAAUUUAAAUUAAAUAAUUAUGUGCUCUAAUUGUUAAGACGAAAGUGUGCUAUGUUCACAAGGUUAUCUCCUCUCAACGACCGGACGAGAUUUACAAGAUUGUUGUGAUAAAGCUUAGUUGAUAAAGAGAAUCGGUAUCCUUGUAAUCUGUGCUUGCCAUUCUAAUGCGUAAACUAGAAUGAAGAAUGGCGACAACAAACAACCUCAGUCGGUUAGACACACGCAUUACUAUUUGUGAGUAGAAAUUGGAUAUAUUUAUGAGUAAGUAUGUGUAUAUGUUGGGUGGGAUGGCGCUAUAAAAAAUGCGAUAAAUUGCGUUGCGAACAAUGCGUGAUACAUAUGUAUUUAGAAAUAUCUUGUUAAAUUCGACAUAUGUAAAACAUGUUUUGAAUUUGUUCUGAAAAAUAAUUUGUAAAGCUUGUCGGAAAUAUUGUGGUGAUCAACCAACCAAUCUUGUUAUUUUUUAACUGGUAAUGCGUCAUGUAUUAUAUAUGCGAGAUGAGAGCAGAUUUCCUUUAACUGAAAACAACUAUGAUCUCACGAGUUAAUUGAAAUGUUUUAUUUUAGCCAAUAUUAUAGGUACUGAAUGUGAUUCAAACAGAGCUGAAAUUUAGAUAAAGUCGACAAGAGAGUGAAUAGCGGACGUUAAUAACCACUAAAGACGACGACGAGGAGGAGGUUACGAAAAAUUACUCAUUCGCAGUCAUUCUAAAUACAUUAGUGUAUUCUUUUAGGUUGAUAAAAUACAUAUUUAAUGAAACGCUAAGGUAUCUUUAACGUUAGAAUCUCGUCGCUUAACUCUGGUCAAAGUUUAAAAUGUUAUCUUCCUAUAAAUACUUUUAAAUUAAGACACUAUAAUU